AUGAGACCUACAGGGAGGGUCCAAAGGCGCACUGCAGCAUGUACGCGAUGCCGCCAAAGGAAAAUAAAGUGCGACGCAAACCGGCCGACGUGUUCCAAGUGUCUCGAGGCAAACCUGCCAUGCGAUACGCGAGAGAACUCGUCUGGAUCUACUGUGCCGCAGAGUAUCGCUAGAUAUCUGGAAGGCUACAUCGCAUCUCUUGAGCGCGAAAGUGACAACACUCCACCGUCGACCUCAUCAUCUACCAACAAAACCCCAGCUUCUUCUCAAACGGUCCCACGGCAAAGAAAGAUACAUCUCCAUCAAGGUUCAACGGUGGUUGGUGUCGUCUUGGAAGCAAUCACCCCCUCUUAUCUCGGCAUAGAGAUAAAUCUACAUAUUCCCCGAUGCACCUUUACACCCACGCAGACCCCAACAGCUCGUAGGGGUUUGGAGCUCUUCGAAAUGCAAGAUCACAAUAGUUUGCCAAUUCAGAGCCCAUCCUCAACCCUCCCAUUAUCAGCUAUUACCCUUACAGUGGCGGAAUUCCUGCUCAACACCUAUACGAACCGGGUGAAUCCUCAGUAUCCCAUUUACCUCCCAGCAGACGUCCAGGAACCUUUCAAUGCGGUGUAUUAUCGAGCGGUGGCUGACCGAUCUUUGCUCACCGAGCCUUCUUCCUGUAAUACCUAUAUUGUCAGUCUGGUCAUGGCCAUUUCCCUUAGUACAGCUGCACGGCACAAACAGGCACAUGCUCAGUCGUUGGCAACUGGUUUGUUCAAGACUGCCGUCCAACACGUGCCUAAGAUGUGGUCGAAUGACUUGUCUGGUUUGCAGGCGUUGCUGCUGGCUACGCAAUACGUCUUUCUGAACCCCGACGUGGCUAAUCUGACCCUCUUGACCGGGUUGGCAAGUGAAGCAUGUAUCGACAUGGGUCUCCACCAAGAACCUCCAUCGGAUUGUGUACUGAACGCUCAAGAGCGGGAAUUACGACGUCGAGUCUUUUGGUGUGCGUGGGAGAUGGAAGUGGCCGUCGCCGCCUGCGUUCGACGGGCCCCGAAAAUCCCGAACGACAUCAUCACCACUGCUCUGCCUUAUGGGCCUGGCGACCUCGCCAUAUCACCAGCUCUCUCCGACAUGACGGACCAGUCGCCGAAUUUCAUGAUUUCCGGCCGCAUAUGGGCCUACAGAAGAUUGGAAAGCGAGAUCAUGAACGUACUGUAUCGCAGCCCCACCGUCUCAGAGGAUCCACUUCUACUGGAUGCUUGGAUUUCCGAAAUGGAGGACAAAAUAAGGACGUGGCGGGAAGAAGUCAACGUUGCUGCUGCUGACAACAAGGAUGACUCGAAAAAGUCGCAGUGGGACGAGCUCAUUCUUUAUGCUCAGAUUGGCUAUCACUACGUUCUGGUCUGUCUUUUUGGACCCUGUCCACGAAUUCCAACACGAUCUAGGCCGGAUCUACUCAAGGCUUUCGCAGCAGCUGUUUGUGUUGCGUCAGGCUAUUACGAUCAAGCUAAUUCGGCAGCAGGCCACACCAAAUAUGUCUUUCAUUCGUGCUAUCACACCUUUUCUUCGGCCAUAGUCUUUCUUUAUACCUUGGAAACCUGCAAAAACGCCAUCUUCGAGUCUUACACAUUCACCGAAAUCGAAAACUUCCUCGAGUACUUUCCCAUGUUGUUCUCGACCAUGGCAGAACGCUGGCCAGCAGUCUCGCGGUGCUCACAGGAGUUUCAGCAGCGGCUCCAGCCGAUCAAAGACGAGUACACGACUUUCAUCUUCGAGCGCGCCAGCGAGCCUGAUUACGAGGCGCCUGGGCGGAACAGUUGGCGAACUGUGGAGGGCGAUGGCGAACAGGAGAAACUGGAUGACAAUCUCUACGAUAUACCGUACGAUUGGAAUGUUGAGUUUGGCUUUGGAAUCGACAACAUGUUCUCAAAUUAG
Molecule: messenger RNA, 1920 nt
Organism: Fonsecaea pedrosoi CBS 271.37
Lineage: Eukaryota; Fungi; Ascomycota; Eurotiomycetes; Chaetothyriales; Herpotrichiellaceae
Exons: 2
Coding region: 1-1920 (639 amino acids)
Biological process (GO): DNA-templated transcription; positive regulation of transcription by RNA polymerase II
Molecular function (GO): zinc ion binding; sequence-specific DNA binding; DNA-binding transcription factor activity, RNA polymerase II-specific
Source: RefSeq, a predicted model, not a curated record